AUGUUUGAUUACAUAUCUCAUGUAGGUCACAAUGUUCGUAUCAGUGGUCAGGAUGUGGGCAGAGGUACAUUCAGUCAUCGUCAUGUGAUGUUGGUGUGUCAGGAAUCAGACAGGAUGUAUAUACCUUUGAAUCACAUGUGUACAGACCAGUCUUCAUUUCUUGAGGUAAGUGGACUUCGCAUUGGUUGGUCUCAGGAAGUGUUACGGGGCAACAUGAGUGGUCAACUUCAGGAAUUUUGACACUUACAGUAGCAAUCAAUCCCUUGACAUUUAUGAGACAAAGACACGGCGGCCAUGUUGGAGGAAAACACGCUCCAAAUAUAAUCACUGCUAAUCAUAUUCUUUUGUUAGCGUUCCUCCAAUAUGGCUGCGACGACGCCAAGUGCAAACCACGAAAUUUAUCUUCUAUUUUCCCAUAUAAAUAACAGAUAUCAGAGGUGUUACUUAACACUUGCCCGCUUGCCCGGGACAAGUGAAUAUCACAUGAUGGGCAAGUAAACGUUUUAUCUUGCUUGCCCGAUUGGGCAAGUUGCCUUGCCACAAAAAGCUGGACAUCUUUAAGUUUAUGUCUUCAUUGUCGGAUAUAAAUUUUUUAUAGUGCAUGGCCUUGAUUCAAAUUUUGUUUUUUGUGGGCCAAAGCUAGAUCAGAGGCAGUAUAACAUAGCCAUAUAGAGCAGUGGAAGAACGGAUCGACAUGUGGCCCCAAGCUGGCUUCAAACAUGUUGCGAACACAUAUUGUUGACAAGUUGCUGGAACAGCAUUGCUACAACUUGUUAACAAGCUUGCUACAAGCCUGUUGAGAACACAUCUUGUUGGCAAGUCGUUGGAACAGCAUUCUCACAACUUGUCAACAAGCUUGCUACAAGCCUGUUGUGGAGACAACUUGUUGACAAGUUGUUGGAACAGCAUUGUCACAACUUGUUAACAAGCUUGCUACAAGCCUGUUGUGGAGACAACUUGUUGACAAGUUGUUGGAACAGCAUUGUCACAACUUGUUAACAAGCUUGCUACAAGGCUGUUGUGGAGACAACUUUUUGACAAGUUGUUGGAACAGCAUUGUCACAACUUGUUAACAAGCUUGCUACAAACCUAUUGCAAACACAUCUGGUUGACAAGUUGUUGGAACAGCAUUGUCACAACUUGUUAACAAGCUUGCUACAAGCCUGUUGUGGAGACAACUUGUUGACAAGUUGUUGGAACAGCAUUGUCACAACUUGUUAACAAGCUUGCUACAAACCUAAUGCAAACACACCUUGUUGACUUUUGGGAAUUUUACUAGUUUAAGGAUGUUCUUUUAAGCUGUAAUGAUAGAUUUCUUCCUUCUUGUCUGGAUUUAAUCAACAGCUGGGAUCAUCUAUUCCUGUUUGGGGCAUUUGGAAACAUUUUUUCAACAGUCGUUUUUCGACUCCAUUUGGACGCCACAAGGUGGUAUAAAAACACAAUUGUGUAUUUUCUAAGGUGUGUAACAGUCCACUAUCAGAAGAGGCCGUGUUGGGAUUUGAGUAUGGCAUGAGUUUGGAAGACCCAAGCAACUUGAUUAUCUGGGAAGCUCAGUUUGGUGACUUCUAUAAUGGCGCUCAAGUCAUUGUUGAUACGUUUGUGUCCGCUGGUGAAAGUAAGUUGACUUCAGAAUAUGAUUAUGAUUUUUCAGCUCACACCACAUUGGGGCUUUUCAGUGGCCGAUUACAUCAAGUAUCACGCUUACUUGUAUUCCCUACACGGGUAAAAAUUGAUCAGGUUGUUCGGCGUUGUUCAAACAGUAGCGAACAAUGUUGUGCUGCACCCCGUGAACAAUAUUGUUAACAAGUUGUUCAACCAUCAGUACUGUUGCAAGUUGUUAACAUGACUGUCAACAAGUUGCAACAAUAUUGAUGGUUCAACAACUUGUUAACAAUAUUGUUCACGGGGUGCAGCACAACAUUGUUCGCUCCUGUUUUGAACAACUUGCAUCAACAUGAUGAUUUUUACGCGUGUACACGCGUAAAAACGCUCAGGUUGUUGCAAUAUUGAUGAAAACAGGAUUGAACAAUGUUUUGCUGCCCACAUUUUAUAUUGUUCACACUUGUCAACAAUAUUGUUACAUCCGAUUCAGGCUCAACAAUAUUGUUCAAUAUUGUUGAAAAGUGUGAACAACGUGGGAAGCAAAACAUUGUUCAAUCCUGUUGAGCAGCGGGCUGUACUAAGCUUAGACUAUUUAUUUUUUGCCACAAUUGUGAUACUACUUUCUUAACUGUGUUCAUCCUAACCCACCCUGUCAACUUUCCCUGUGGGAGGAAACCGGAGCGCCCGGAGAAUACCCACGACUUUUGGCAGAGCGUUGACAGAUUCAAAUUUUGUUUUUCGUGGGCCAAAGCGAGAUCUGAGGCAGUAUAACAUAGCCAUAUAGAGCAGUGGGAGAACAGGUCGACAUGUUUUCCCCUUAAUUUAUACCCCUUACCUAGGUACCCCAGUGGCCCAAUUCUGAUGGCAAGUGAAUGUUAUUCAAGGCAACUAAUUUUCAUGUCCAACUUGCCCUGAAACGAAAGUGGUCAAAAAAGUAAAGUUACAUCACUGUUAGUGGCUCAUACUGGGCCCUAAAACCUUACCCUGAGUUAACUAAAUCCUACUCUGGGGAGCCCACACUGGACCCUAAUCUUGGUUUUGGCCUCCAUUGUAAAACGUUUAAAAUAUACACUGAUUGCAGCAUCAAAGUGAUCUUUUCAAAAUAUUUUUAUGUUUUCAGCGAAGUGGCUUCUACAAAGUGGUUUGGUGAUGUUAUUACCUCACGGUAUGGAUGGUAUGGGACCUGAGCAUUCAUCUUGUCGUAUUGAACGUUUUCUACAGGUUCGUCAGGCAACGUGCUGAAUAAAUAUGUGAUCUUUCUGUCUUCAUGUCUGUUUUUAGCCUUCUGCUCAGGUCUACACCGUAUAGGCUAGUCUGUUUCUAAUUUUGUGCGAUAUUAUUUUGACAGUUGAGUGACAGCGAGGAAGAUGCAGUCGAUGGUGAUAAUGUAAAUAUUCACAUUGUGAAUCCCACAACACCAGCACAAUAUUUUCAUCUUCUGAGACGGCAG
Messenger RNA from Paramuricea clavata, 3052 nucleotides. Lineage: Eukaryota; Metazoa; Cnidaria; Anthozoa; Malacalcyonacea; Plexauridae. The record is from the annotation of a GenBank genome assembly.